This is a messenger RNA of Marasmius oreades (fairy-ring Marasmius), 893 nucleotides long. RefSeq lists its product as uncharacterized. NCBI's taxonomy places the organism in Eukaryota, Fungi, Basidiomycota, Agaricomycetes, Agaricales, Marasmiaceae. The coding region runs from base 1 to 318 and encodes 105 amino acids. The record is from RefSeq and is a predicted model, not a curated record. The transcript is spliced from 6 exons.
AUGCCAAAGAAGCUCUUGCCAUCUUCGGACGCGUCCAAUUUAUCUCCUUCGACCACCACCUCAAGCUUCAAGACUCCACGUCACGACGAUUCCUUUGCUGGAAAAGGCGUCAGGUUGACAUUCAGUCGCGGUCGAAAUAGAUGUUCCGAGAAACCUUUCGAAACCACCAUACUCUCUCGCAAAUAUCGGAAAUCCAGACAUACUCCUCAAACUCAUUGCCAUAGUAUCGAGUGUUUCAACUUGCCAAGGCAGAACGUCUUUCCCCAUGCAACACGCCGCGUUGUACUCGCUGGAUCCUCAUUUCGUUUUCACGACUAGCUCAACAGGUCUUUUGGCGCCGACCAUCUACAAUUUCUCUCCCAGCGAGGAUACAUCGAUUCUUUGAGCGUGUGUCACGCCAAGUUUGGGUACAACUCUUCGAAACUUUACGGAAGGCGGGUAGUUGGCGGUGUGUUAUAUAUGACAGGUAUGCAGGCGAUGUUCAGAUGUUUGGACAAAAUCCGGCUUUCUGCGUUGACCUUCUGCCUGGUGGAUACAUGAUGUCAAGGACGUUUCUGUCCUUCGGAUAGAAUUUCCAUGGGGCACGUUCUCGAAGGCCAUUUCAAGUUAGGCGUUAGGCGGAGUGCUGAAAGCGACAUGGGCGAUAGCAAGAAGCUUCCCGAUUGUGAUUUGGCUAGACCUGACAAGGGCGUCACUUUGUCGUGGUCCUUGGUAUAGACAGAGUGUGGCGAUCCUAGUGGUGUCGAGGCUUCUCCAAAGUCUACCUUCGAAUCUCGAGUUGCUACAGGAAGACCCUACGAUACCUAGGAAGGUGACGAGAAAGGCGAUCGCGGUUCGCUCUGGGAGCGAAGGUUUUGGACAGAAGGCGCUAAUGAGUGAUGGUCUUAUGCGGC